UGCAGCUUAUUGUGAUUACAACAGUGGAGGAUGGUCCUUACAAGCGGCUGUUCUCUGAUUAUCAUUAAGCAUGGCCACGCCCGCACUUAACUUCUGACAGUGGGGAAAGAGGCUGUGUGUGACAGCUUGGAAGGUUUACUACUGCCUCAAGUCCUCUUCUCUGCAGUUAAGGUUUCAGGUUUCAAUCCUCCCAAUACCACAAGACCGAGCACCUGGCGGCUGCCGCCUCCGCCUCCGCGCCUUAACCUAGGCGGCUUGCAGAAGAUUUCAGCCCCGCGGCCGCGCACUCGCCCUGCCCUAGACCAGGGUUGGGCGCAGCGGCGGAGGUUGCUUCUUGGCUGCGCGAGCUGCGCGCGCUGGGAGGCGGCGAUCGCAGCUGGGCCGGGACUUCCUUCCUCCACCGCACGACAACAAAACAACCCUGCAGCAGGCACUGAGUGCUUGGCAGCUGUCUGGGCGAGAGGCACAGCGAUGGGGUCCGUGCUGAGCAGCGACAGCGGCAAAUCGGCUCCCCCCUCUGCCACCCCGCGGGCCCUGGAGCGCAGGGGGGACCCGGAGUUGCCCGUCACGUCCUUCGACUGCGCCGUGUGCCUUGAGGUGUUACACCAGCCAGUCCGGACCCGCUGUGGCCACGUAUUCUGCCGUUCCUGUAUUGCUACCAGUCUAAAGAACAACAAAUGGACCUGUCCUUAUUGCCGGGCAUAUCUUCCUUCAGAAGGAGUUCCAGCAACUGAUGUAGCCAAAAGAAUGAAAUCAGAGUAUAAGAACUGCGCUGAGUGUGACACCCUGGUUUGCCUCAGUGAAAUGAGGGCACAUAUUCGGACUUGUCAGAAGUACAUAGAUAAGUAUGGACCACUACAAGAACUUGAGGAGACAGCAGCGAGGUGUGUAUGUCCCUUUUGUCAAAGGGAACUGGAUGAAGACAGCUUGCUGGAUCACUGUAUUACUCAUCACAGAUCGGAAAGGAGGCCUGUGUUCUGUCCACUUUGCCGUUUAAUACCCGAUGAGAAUCCAAGCAGCUUCAGUGGCAGUUUAAUAAGACAUCUGCAAGUUAGUCACACUUUGUUUUAUGAUGAUUUCAUAGAUUUUAAUAUAAUUGAGGAAGCUCUUAUCCGAAGAGUCUUAGACCGGUCACUUCUUGAAUAUGUGAAUCAGUCGAACGCCACAUAAUUUUAUUAAAACGAAGGGAAAAGAGACCACUGAAUUGCACCAUUUAAGAUGCUGCUUGAACAAAUUGAAGGGAAGUUGUCAAUGCUUGAUGGGCAAAAAUGUACAACACGGUUAUAUGUUUGUCCAUGUUUAUUGUUAUAGUGCAUUUAAAAACUGCUUUAAUUUUGAUGAUUUAAAUCUGUUUUACAUCCUUGAGAUUCCUACACAUCUAACAAAAAAAAACUGUCUAUAUCAGUCGUUAUUAUAUGGAAAAGGCACAUGGUAGGCAAGUGAGUGGAGGAUCUUGAUUUGCAAAUUAGAUAACAUUCUGUGUAUAAUACUACAUAUUAAUAACUACCAUCAUGGUUAGGCACGAUAACUAAUCUUUGUUCUAUAUAAGAAAAUAGAGAGUGAAACAAAAUGCAGACAUUCAAAGAAAUAAGAAAUCUGCUCCAAUGCCCUUGCUCUAAUCUCUAAUAGAUUAACAUUAAUAAUCUUGUACGGGAGUUGGAAAGGAACAUUUUGGAAGUCAAGGAAGUCCAUUUAGGCCGGACGCAGUGGUUCACACUUGUAAUCCCAGCACUUUGGGAGGCUGAAGCGGGCGGAUCAAGAGGUCAGGAGUUCGAGACCAGCCUGGCCAACACUGGUAUCUGUGAAACCCUGUCUCUACUAAAAAUACAAAAAUUAGCUGAGUGUGGUGGUGGGCGCCUAUAAUCUCAGCUACUUGGGAGGCUGAGGCAGAAGAAUCGCUUGAACCCAGGAGACAGAGGUUACAGUGAGCUAAGAUCACACCAGUACACUCCAGCCUGGGGGAAAGAGCUAAACUCCAUC
Molecule: messenger RNA, 1980 nt
Organism: Chlorocebus sabaeus (green monkey)
Lineage: Eukaryota; Metazoa; Chordata; Mammalia; Primates; Cercopithecidae
Gene: RNF125
Product: ring finger protein 125
Biological process (GO): protein polyubiquitination; ubiquitin-dependent protein catabolic process
Cellular component (GO): VCP-NPL4-UFD1 AAA ATPase complex
Molecular function (GO): ubiquitin protein ligase activity
Source: RefSeq, a predicted model, not a curated record